Molecule: messenger RNA, 297 nt
Organism: Cladophialophora psammophila CBS 110553
Lineage: Eukaryota; Fungi; Ascomycota; Eurotiomycetes; Chaetothyriales; Herpotrichiellaceae
Exons: 2
Coding region: 1-297 (98 amino acids)
Source: RefSeq, a predicted model, not a curated record
AUGGCGCAGGCCGGAGCUUUGGCGGGUUAUCUCAAUUCUGAGAAGAGCAAAGGCCUGGAUGGGACCUAUGAGAGAUUGGGCGAUUUGAAGAUACCGGUGCCGGUGGCCCAGGGAUCCGACGACAAAAUGAUCCCCACGAUCAACAGCUUCCACUUGCAGCAGAAAGUGCCGAAUGGACAGCUGUUCAUCUACCCGAACAGCGGACACGGCUUCCUGUACCACUACGCCGACCUGUUCGCAAAGCAGGUGAAUACUUUCCAGCUCUGCCCCUUUCCAAAAGUUGCACAGUCGCAUUAG